GGGAGGGGGCGGCGGCGGCGAUGCUGGAGGCCAUGGCGGAGCCCAGCCCCGAAGAUCCGCCUCCCACCCUGAAGCCGGAGACCCAGCCCCCCGAGAAGCGGCGUCGCACCAUCGAGGAUUUCAAUAAGUUCUGCAGCUUCGUGCUGGCUUACGCCGGCUACAUCCCCCCCACCAAAGAGGAGAGCGAAUGGCCGGCCUCGGGCCCCAGCUCGCCCCUGCGGGCGGAGAGCGCGGCCGACAGCGACGGCUGGGACUCGGCCCCCUCGGACCUGCGCACCAUCCAGACCUUCGUCAAGAAGGCCAAGUCCUCCAAGAAGCGGGCGGCGGCCGCGGCCGCCAUAACCGGGAGCUGCCCGCCGCCUUUCCCCCGCCUCCCCCCGGACAGUGCCACCCUCCUAGAGAAGAUGAAACUCAAGGAUUCCCUGUUUGACCUCGACCGGCCCAAGCCCGUCCCCGCGGCCCCGGGGGGCGGCCCGGCGGCGGCGGCGGCGCCCCCGCCACCGCCCCGUCCCCCGCAGCCGCCGCUGCCGCCCCCGCAGCAGCAGCAGCAGCAGCAGCAGCAGCGCAAGAAGGACCGCAAGACUCGCAAGCUGGGCCUGGGGGCCGCCUUCGGCGUCCCCCGGCGGGCCCGGCCGGCCGGAGACGGGGAGAAACGCUCCCGGAUCAAGAAGAGCAAGAAGCGGAAGUUGAAAAAAGCCGAGCGGGGGGAGCGGCCCCCGCCCCCGGGCCCACCCCGGGCCCCAGCCAGCGACACGGACUCGGAGGAGGAGGAGGAGGAGGAGGAGGACGAGGAGGAGGAUGAGGAGGAGGACGAGGAGGAGGCGGCGGCGGCCGCGGCCGGGGGCGGCCCCCCGCCCCCGCCCCCCCCCCCGGUCCCCGAGGCCCCCCGGCCCCCCGCCUCCGAGGGCCCGGCCCCCGCGGACGGCGGGGAGGUCAAGGAGAGCAGGAGCACGGAGACCAGCCAGGACGGAGACGGCAGCUCCAGCGAGGGUGAGAUGCGGGUCAUGGACGAGGACAUCAUGGUGGAGUCAGGGGACGACUCGUGGGACCUGAUCACGUGUUACUGCCAGAAGCCCUUCGCGGGGCGGCCCAUGAUCGAGUGCAGCCUGUGCGGCACUUGGAUCCACCUCUCCUGCGCCAAGAUCAAGAAGACCAACGUCCCCGACAUCUUCUACUGCCAGAAGUGCAAGGAGCUGCGGCCCGAGGCGCGCCGGGCGGGGGGCCCCCCGAAACCCGUGGAGCCCUAGGUGGGCUCCGGCAGCCCCUCCAACGGACUCUCUGCCGCUCCCCCUUCGGACCUCGGCUCCCCUCCCCUCGACGCGCACGCCAGGCGUCCUCUGAAAGCCGGAGCGGGUGAGGGGGCAGGGGGACGCCAGGUUUCCCGGUUCCCCCGCUCCCCACCCCCCCCAAAAGAACCCCUAGGGAGGCUAGGAGGGUCCGGCCCGGUCCCGCCCUCCGUAAAACUCUAGUGUAUAUAACCCCCCCCCCCCAAAAUCCCGUUUUAGUCUCCCUAGACCGCCCGCCCCUCUCCCGUUCUCUUUCUUUUCCAGAACCUCCAUUUUGCCAUG
Tachyglossus aculeatus (Australian echidna) is the source of this 1568-nucleotide messenger RNA. RefSeq names its product PHD finger protein 23 (gene PHF23). The coding region runs from base 21 to 1247 and encodes 408 amino acids. The transcript has 7 exons. Gene Ontology annotation, biological process: negative regulation of autophagosome maturation; positive regulation of protein ubiquitination; negative regulation of autophagosome assembly. Lineage: Eukaryota; Metazoa; Chordata; Mammalia; Monotremata; Tachyglossidae. The record is from RefSeq and is a predicted model, not a curated record.